Messenger RNA from Hypanus sabinus (Atlantic stingray), 2314 nucleotides. RefSeq names its product osteoclastogenesis associated transmembrane protein 1 (gene ostm1). Gene Ontology annotation, cellular component: cytosol. The record is from RefSeq and is a predicted model, not a curated record. Lineage: Eukaryota; Metazoa; Chordata; Chondrichthyes; Myliobatiformes; Dasyatidae. The transcript is spliced from 6 exons. Bases 64 to 996 code for a protein of 310 amino acids.
CCCCGUCCCGCCCCGCCGGUGGAGGAGAAGUGCGCAGGCUCGGCCGGGCUGUGCGGAGUGGUGAUGUCGGGCGCCGUGCUGUUGAGUGGCUGUCUGCUGGCUGUGCUCGGGGACGGGGCCCUUGGCUUCUCCUCGUCCGCCGGACUGCAGCCUGACUUCAUCCGGCGCGGUGACGGCAGCCACCAGGCCGCCGCCUGGGGCGGUGUAGGUGGGCCGCUGCGGGAAGGCGGAAGCCCGGCCGGCUGGUGGAUGGCCUCUGCGCUGUUGGACUCGGAGUUGCUGGUGGACGGGGCGGUGAACCCGAGGUGCCGGCAGCUACUGAACGAGUUCGGGGAGAGCUGCUCGACCUUGCUGAGCUGCUUGGUGAAGAACGCACGGCCGGUGCGGGUCUGCGAGAGGUGUUUCUCCCACUUUAACAACUUCAGCGAUGUCUACGACAAAAUCGCAAAAGAUUCAGGGAACGUUAGUUGUACAGCCCAACUUUUGAGAUCUGAUCGUUUGCAAAUAGUCCUGAAUACACAGAAAUCUCUGAGGACAAUUUGGACUGAUGCCCAAUGUGAUGACUGUUUAAAUGAAAACAAAACAGCGCUAUCGACUGAUACUGUAAUCUUUAAGAAGUUGCUGAGUGAUUCUCUGAGUUGUUUUGAACAACACUUUUCGAAACAUCCAGUUCACAGCAACCAUUCAGAAGUUUGCAUAAAGUGCCACAGCUCUUACAAAAAUUUGACUGAAUACUAUGAUAGAAUGAAAAACAAAGGCAAGCUGUGCAUAGACACCGAUGAUGCAAUGAACUUGACACGUCAACUAUGGAGCAAAACUUAUAACUGCACUGUCCAUUGCCGUGAUAUGGUUUCGGUCAUUGCGAUUUCAACGUUUCUUCUUUUUCUACCGGUUAUCUUCUAUCUCAGCAGCUUUCUUCACUCUGAGCAGAAGAAAUUGAAACUUAUAGAGCCUAAACGCCUGAAACAUUCCAGCAGCAACACCAGCAUGCGUUGAAGAAAGACUUUUCUGAAAAUUUGCUGACAUGUUAAUAUUGACCAGGAAAAAUGUGUUUGAAACAAAAGAUGAGGGUUUCGUAACAGCUAUGAGAACAUGGUCUUUGCAUCUGUACUUGUUCUUAGCUUAAUUAUUUUAUCAUAUUUCAGAAAUUGUCCUGAAAAUUUGCACUUUGGAAUUGUUACGAUCACCUUUAUUAUUUUUACAACAUCUGUGGUCCCUUUUUUUUUUACCAACUAAACAGUUUCGGGUAGGGUGUUGCGCCAGAGCAGGAUGAUUCAAACAUUCAGUUUCAGUUUAAUCAGUUAAUUUUUUUUGUUUCUGCAAUCAGUGUAGUUCUGCUAUUGUAAAGUUUAGUAGAUCUAGCUUCUGAUUUAAUGUUGAUUAUUUCUACUGUUUACAUUUUAAAAUAAAGCAUUGCACUGAAAGAAUUGCAAGCUUUUUAAAAAAAAUUCUAAACUUUAAAAAAAAAAUGUAUUAUUGCAAAAAGAAGCUGUGAAACAGCUGAAUCAAACCACACUGGACGUUCCAGAGACAUGAAAUUCUGCAGAAAUGGGAAAUCUUGACCAGCACACACAAAAUGCUGAAGAAACUCAAUGGUGAGGCAGCAACUACAGAGGAAAAUGAAUGACAUGAGACCCUUCUUCGGGACUGGGAUCCAGAAAUUCUUUGCUGCUGUUUGUUUAACAAUGUCUGAAUUUUAAUUUGAGCACUAAUUAUUGCAAAAGGUAGGAACAUGGUAGUUGCCAAUGUCCAAUGUUUUUUUUAAACUCAGCAUCUAGACCACUGAUUCUUUGUCUUGUGUUGAAUAACAAUACACAGCAAACAAGUAGUUAACAAUGAAAACAAUAUGGUGAAUUCUUUAAAAUUUCAUUAAGGAAAGCCAAGAAUUAGGAUAAAAAAUAAAGUAAAUUUACAACAAAUUUAGGAUUGAUGUCCUUCAAAUAAGAUGUCGAUUAAAGUACCUGGAUUUUAUAUUUUAAAAAAUUUGAAUCCUAUGAAGGAGGUUGGAAGAUGUGUGGAAGUAUGGAUAAAAUGGCUUUUUAUAUUUAAGCUUGUUUUGUCAAAGUCAGUAUUUUUGAGAAAGUAUAUUUUUAUAAUAUAGAGAUAGCAUUAGAUUCUUUUUGUGUUUAAUGUAUUUGUGAUUAUUGGAUCACUUUAAAUAUGUCUGAAGCAUUCCAUAAUGUUUCUAACAGUGUGGUUUAUGUGUGUUUUCCAUUUUAUUGUUUAAAUAUUCGUUAACAUGAUGUUUUGCUCAGCUGUUGUAUUGAAGCAGAGCAGUAUGAUAUCUUGGUAAAUAAAAUGUUUUGGAAAUGAU